CAACAAGCAUUCCUAUCAACAAACCCUGCCUCACUACCAGCUUGCUCCUCUGCCAAUGUGUGUGAAUAUACUUGUUUGAGUUGUGUUGGGUUUACACUCAGAGUUUUCACUGUGUGUUUGUGUGGGUGUGUGUGUGUGUGUGGGUGGGUGGGUAUAUGCAUCACUCUAUCAUCACCUGAAGACUCCUGCACUUUUUUGAGCCAACCUUCUCAAGCCAGCUUGCACUGCAUCAUGAUACAGAGGGUUACUCUGACUUUGCUUCUCUGGGGUAGUUGUGGUUGGCUCAUCUCAAACUGUGAAGGCCAAGACUUGUUUCCAGCAACGACUGUUGCAAACUGCUCCUGUAAACUUGGCCAUGGCAAGUGUGCUGAAGAUGGUGACUGCAGAUGUGACCCAGGCUGGGGAGGGCCCUUCUGUCAGGACUGUGUGCGAAUGCCCGGCUGUGUCCACGGCUCUUGUCAUCAGCCAUGGCAGUGCACCUGUAUGGAUGGCUGGACAGGUCGCUUCUGUGACAAAGAUAUUCAUGUGUGUGAAAAUGAGAUGCCAUGUCAAAAUGGGGCCACCUGUUUUCUAAAUGAUGCUGGAGAGUACAACUGUUUGUGUCCUGAAGGCUUCCAUGGAAAAAACUGUGAGUUAAAGACUGGACCAUGCCAUAAAAUCAAGUCCCCUUGUAAGAAUGGUGGCUUAUGUGAGGAUCUAGGUGGAUUUGCACCUGAGCUAACUUGUCGAUGCCUAGUCGGCUUUACAGGCCCUCGCUGUGAGACCAACAUGGACGACUGCCUAAUGCGCCCUUGUGCGAAUGGUGCUACUUGUGUGGAUGGGGUAAACCGCUUUUCGUGCCUGUGCCCUGCUGGGUUCACAGGCCGUUUCUGCACAGUCAACCUUGAUGACUGUGCCAGUCGACCAUGCCUCAAUGGAGGCCGGUGUAUAGACCGCGUCACCAACUUUCACUGCCUGUGUCCUGCUGGAUACACAGGUCGAACUUGUGAGAUUCCAUUGCCGGACAAGGGACUCCAAACCCAAGCACCACACAAGGACUCUUUUGGCUGGGGAGGAGGAGGAUUCCCCGAAAUCUCCAAACUACCCCACAUUACUCCGAAUAAGCCACACACCUACACCACAGGAAACUACUCUCAUGGGGUUACAACCAGUGGAGAUAAAGGCCAUCUGUUGAAAAUUUCUGUAAAGGAGGUAGUGACUCAGAGUGCAGCAGCAGGACUCUCAGAGGAACACUUUUUAAUCCUGCUAGUAUUAGGAGGCCUGACUCUGGCUGUGGUGGCACUUACAGCUGGCCUGGUGCUACGAGGACACUGGCAGAAUAUCUGUGUCUGCAGUCACUGUAGAGCACCGACCUCCAAACAACAUUCAUUCCAGCGAUGCCGCAUGCAGCAGCGCCACUUAGCUGCCACUCAGCAGGACUGCAAGAUCAGCUUCCUACACUCAGCUGAUCCACCUGAGCUGGAGAAGAAGAGACUAAACACAGAGGUCAUAUGAAGAUAUUGGGGAAAAUACUUGAGUGCUCAUAAUAAAGAUAGGUCAUGUUUAAUGAAAAACAGUCUGUUUAUGACCGUAAUAGCCCGGUCACAUCAGCUGUUGUUCAUGAAGAAAAGUGGCCCAUUAAAGUGCAGGUAAACUGAAAGAAUAAGAAACAGCUCUUGAGGGAGUGUCAGUGAAAAGCACUCCACAGAAUAAAAGAGCACUUCACUAACCACCAUGGACUAAUGAAUGCCAUGAUGGAGCAUACAGCACUGAAGAAGCAUUAAUACAAAAACGUGUAGAAAGGACUAAAGGAAUGUUUCAUUACCACACAGUCUUCAGAAGGACCGCAAUGAAGAAACGUACUGUACUAUUCCUGUUUUAUACAAAAAAAACCUUUUUUUUCCAUACGACAUAAACGAAAACAUGUUGCUCUUAAACCUUAGGGUGUUUUGGUCCGUGUCAGUGCCCCGAGUGGUCACGGAUUGAUGACUCAGCAUUUUUUUUGUGCACAUGUGAACACAUCAGAUGAACUCAGGUUCCUCUAAAGUGACCCACAAGCAAAGUAUACACUAUAUACAGUUUGUGGUUCAUUUUGUGGUCCACUUGAUUUGUUCAACAAAGUGGUCUCAAUUUGCUUCAUAUUUUGGCUUUUGGUCAAAUCUGCCUCAAAAAAAUUUCAUAUGCUACAGCGGAAUAGUAAAGAAGUAUACAGGAGUGAUUAGUGUAGACUCACAGUCUUCAACUGUAGAAGUUGUCAAUGUGGAGACAAUUGCCUUGUAAAUAAUAAUUGAAUAUUUGUGUUUUUUAUAUGUGUAUAAUGUGAUUUUUGUACAAAUGUUAGAAAAUGUAUUAUGGGUCCAAGCACACUGUGCUGGAGCCUUGUUACUUUUGUUCUGUGAUGGGGAGAAGACAGAAAGGUGCAUCACCCCACUAUUCAGGCAAAUAAGGGGACCUUGAUCAGUCUCAUAGUGGUCCUAUAGCACACAGAUUUUUUAAUUAUUUUUUUACUCUUCCCAAAUAAUCUGACUGCAAGACAGUUCCACUCUGUUGAAUUUUAAAUGAAUUUGCAUAAUAUGCUAAACUUAACAUUGCACCUCUAGACCUCUAGCAUUUCCAAACAAUAUAUCCACCACAUGCCAGUUAAUCCUUCCAGAAUGGAGCUUAGAGGUUGGUGAAUAACUCAUGAAGACUUGGAUGGAUUCUCAUUAAACUUGAAGGUCUACAUCAAAUCAUUUUAUGGGUCAACCAGGGUUAUUAUUAUAUUCAAAUAACUGCUUCUCAGCAGUUGCUUCUCAGUAUGUUGACGAUUUGCAUGCUAAAUCUUUUGCAUGCUGCAAGGUAGUCAAGGAUUAUGUUAGGUGAAAUUCAAAAAACAUGACAGUGGUCAGUCAAAUUCAAAAUUCAGCUGGCUUUUAACAGGCUUACCAUUGGUCAUGCUAUAAGUAAUGUCUUCAGAUUUCAGAGACACCAACAGACAAAAUGCUGAAUUUCUAUUUCUACUUUUAUUUGCAACCUGUAUUAUAUAUUUUAUAUAUUUAUAAUUAUAUUCUCAAUAAUAUCAUUCUCAAUAUGUAAAAAAAAUCAAUCAAUAUCUAGUUAAUUUUGUUCAGAUGACAUGCAUUAAACCGAACAAAAAAUAAUUGGAUUUUCACAGUGUUAGACUUUGCGGCAAAGACCACAGAAAAUAAAGGCCAUAUCCAUAUGCAGAUCUUUUUAUUUGGAGCACAGCCUGAGGGUGCCCAAAUUGUUUUGCCAUUUGACCACAAUGUGGUCCUAAAACGUAUAUAUAACUAAAAAUAACUUCAUGAAGCAUUUGCCUAUCCUUAAUUGUCCGUAACAUGGAUGCAUUGUAUGCUAAAGUUCCCUUGUCUCCUUGUUGGAUUAUCUGCCAUUCUGAAUAGGAACAAAGUCAAUCUUUUAAUUGUUCUGCAUAUAAAUUUUCAUGACACAUAGCUUGAUUUCUUAUGAUGUAAUCUAUAAGACAACCACAAUGACAACAAACAGGAAAUCAGGACAUUUCUUGUAUGCUCUGACAACAAAAUUUGUCUUUUUCUUGAGAGGGUUACAUUUGACAGUUAAGCAGUGCUUCAAGUAAAGAAGUGAGAUCAUAUCUCAUGAACAAUAUCCUGUACCAAAUUGUAAUACCUGUCUUUGGCACUAUUCCAGCUGCCCACAAUAUUGAGAGUCAUUUGGCCUUACAGGAAGAGUGAGUCUAUAUCUCUGCAACACUUUUGUGUAUUGACGCUGAACCUGAGACCGAACACUACAUAUCAGACAUGUUCCAUGAUGUGCAGAUAGAUCAAUAGGGGCCAUUAUGACAAUAAAUGCAAUGUUGGUCUUGCUUGGGAAAUAAUACUUGGACCCUAGUAACCAACACUUGCAGUUAUAUUUUUAUUAUCUUAGUAAGCAUGAUACCCAACAUUGCAUCUCUUCAGAUAAAAUCAAUUUGACAAUACGUUCAGUUCAUUCACUGAUGUACAGCAGUAUAGGAUCAACAGUAUUUUCUAAAUAUAAAUAUAAUUUAUUUCUGUAAAUUAUUGGUGUAAUGUGUACUUGAGUAUUUCAAUGUGUAUUUUUGAUACUAAAUAGACACUGAGUUGUAGUAGGAUUGUUGAGAAUAAUGAAAUUCUCCUGUAAAAUAUUCUAAGGACACUCUUAAUGUCAUGCCACAACAUACAUCAUUUGCUUCUGACUAAACUAAUGGCAUCAUAAUUCAUGACACUUACAGGUAAAGAAGACAUGUUUUUGUAAUCCUCAGUGUUUGUGAUCAGACAGAAAUGUGAUUUAUUUAAUAUAAGCUCACUGGUUCCUUUUUCAUGACACAAAAGCAAUAACCAUGGUCUUCUUUUUUUUGUUGCCAUGUUUAUGGUAACAACAAAGUGAUGGAUUAAAUGUUGAAGGUGCUUAAA
This is a messenger RNA of Hemibagrus wyckioides, 4388 nucleotides long. RefSeq names its product delta-like 2 homolog (Drosophila) (gene dlk2). The transcript is spliced from 6 exons. The annotation marks the transcript as partial. Gene Ontology annotation, cellular component: plasma membrane; protein-containing complex. Gene Ontology annotation, molecular function: calcium ion binding. The record is from RefSeq and is a predicted model, not a curated record. Gene Ontology annotation, biological process: establishment or maintenance of epithelial cell apical/basal polarity; heterophilic cell-cell adhesion. Lineage: Eukaryota; Metazoa; Chordata; Actinopteri; Siluriformes; Bagridae.